AUGCCACCCCCGCUACCUUCCCAACACCGCGGUAUGACCGCAAACCCACUCAAACCUAGCCGGUACCGACCUGGAAAACCGAUUGCCGAAGAGCCCUCGUCAUCUGAGGAAGAGGAAGAGGAAGAUGAAGAAGAACAGAUCAAGGAGCAGGAGCGACGCAGGCUGGAACAACAGCGCAGGCAGCGGGCGCAGGCGCCGAAGGCGACUUCUUUCCCCGGUGGGAGCAUUACUAAGGGUGUGAAGAAUGUGCAAAUAGAAGAGGAGGAGGAUGAGGAGGGCUUCGUUACUGAGGAAGAGGAGGAAGAGUCGAAACCUGCCCCUCGUGUUGCUGGCGACAAAGGGGGUGCGGCGGCCGCAGCUCCUGUUCAGGCAGCCAGUGGACCGGUGAGCAAAGAGGAAAGUGAGGAGGAAGAGGAAGAGGAGGAGAGCUCUGAGGAAGAGAGUAGUUCGGAGGAGGAGACGCCGAGGAGGGUUCUUCUACGACCUACAUUUAUCAAAAAGGACAAGCGCAACAAUGCAGCAAAUCAGACACAGAAUGGGCAGGGAGCAGCACCUAAAACAACCGCUGCGGAUUCAGCGGCGGAGGCAGAGGCCCGCAGAGCGCAACGACAAGAAAAGGCCGAUAUGUUGGUGCGCGAGCAAUUGGAGAAGGACGCAAUCGCCCGGAGCGCUGCAAACAAGCAAUGGGAUGACGAUGAAUUAGAGGCAGUUGAGGAAAGUGGCCUUGACGAUAAGGAUGGAGUAGACCCCGAAGCUGAAUAUGCCGCCUGGAAACUCCGCGAACUCAAGCGCGUCAAGCGAGAGCGUGAGGCAAUCGAAGCCGCCGAGAAGGAGCGCGAAGAGGUCGAGCGUCGUCGGAACUUGACAGCGGAGGAGCGUGAACGCGAAGACCGCGAAUUUAUUGCCAAGCAGCAAGAAGAGAAGGAAGCUACUCGAGGACAGGGAGGAUUUAUGCAGCGCUACUUUCACAAGGGUGCCUUCUUCCGCGACGACCUGGAGAAGGAAGGAUUGGACCGGAGAGAACUCAUGGGUGCCAGAUUUGUGGACGAUGUAUCACGCGAAACUCUGCCUGAGUACAUGCAGAUUCGAGAUAUGACAAAACUUGGAAAGAAGGGUCGGACACGAUACAGGGAUCUGAGAACGGAAGACACAGGGCACUUCGGUGAUGGCUUUGAAAAUAGACGUCGUCGCGACGCUCCGGUCGGCGUCAGAGAUGAACGAUUCCUGCCAGAUCGGCCAGAUGACCGACGUAAGGGGCCUACGGGAGCCAAUGCUGGUCCGGUGCGGGAGAGACGGAGGUCGAGAUCUAGAUCACACUCACCAAGACGGGACCAACGACCUGACAGAAGGGAGCGCCGUGAGAGUCCCAGCCGGGACCGUUCGAGAGAUCGGCACGGCCCUGACUCAGGCAAUCGCAGGAAACGGAGCCCUUCUCCGUAUGACGAUCGCGAAAAGCGCAGACGGAUGAGAAGUGUUUCGUAA
This is a messenger RNA of Aspergillus nomiae NRRL 13137, 1482 nucleotides long. Its product is annotated as microfibrillar-associated 1 family protein. The transcript has a single exon. The record is from RefSeq and is a predicted model, not a curated record. Gene Ontology annotation, molecular function: RNA binding. The coding region runs from base 1 to 1482 and encodes 493 amino acids. Gene Ontology annotation, cellular component: U2-type spliceosomal complex. Lineage: Eukaryota; Fungi; Ascomycota; Eurotiomycetes; Eurotiales; Aspergillaceae. Gene Ontology annotation, biological process: mRNA splicing, via spliceosome.